This is a messenger RNA of Heterocephalus glaber (naked mole-rat), 2456 nucleotides long. The record is from RefSeq and is a predicted model, not a curated record. NCBI's taxonomy places the organism in Eukaryota, Metazoa, Chordata, Mammalia, Rodentia, Bathyergidae.
GAGGAGGAAUGGGGAGGCCAGGCUGGAACCCUCCCUCAGACCCUGGCAGAAUGCAGCUGACCACUGUUCUUCAUAGGCCUCCAGGGAGAAGGCAAUGCUGCUGAGCAGGCUCCCCUCGUCCCCACAUGGGCUGCAGAGGCAGCUGGGCCGGUCUUAGGCUGCUGGCUGGCUGCAGUGUGGCUCCCAGCCAACACACAUGCUGACAGGUGACCUGCAGGCCCCGCCCCUGCACCUGCCUGUUCUGUCGUCAGGACUGCAGGACAGGUGAGAGUGCAGAGGGCCUCACACCAGCACAGCACCGGGGUCAGAGAACAGACUUUGGGAAGGGCUCUUGGGACAGCCGUUCGUGUACCUGGCAGCUGAGCAUGCUUCAGGCUGCCUUGCUGCUCCCCUGGGGCUGCCAGCCCCCAGUUGUGGCAGAAAGAGGAGCCUCCUAAGGAUUAUCUCUCCCUAGGACACUUAGGGACUGGCACCAGCCCUUGGCAGUCAGGAAGGGCCACGGCUUAGAAGAGAGGGACCUAACUUGAGUUUGGGACUUCUGGGGCCUGCAGAGAGAUUUGUGGCUUUGGAUUUUCCCGGGCUUCCCAAGGUCCAGGCCCGACUCCAGCCUGUCUCCCUCCGGCCUGCCCUCCGCACUCCUGGGAACCUUCUUUAGGGAAUUUGGCCUUCUGUAUCUUCAUCCUCUCAGAAGUGUCUUCCCACGGGACAGGAAAUGCUCCCAUCGAUCCAGCUUUCUCAGGCUCACUUUUUUUUGUUGUUGUUGUUUUGGGUUUUUUGUUUGUUUUUUGAGACAGGGUCUUGCUGUGUAUCCCAGGCUGGCCUUGAACUCAAAGCAGUCCUCCUGCCUCAGCCUCCUGAGUGCUGGAAUCACAUGUGUGACACCAGCUCAGCCUCAGGCUCACUUCUUAACCCACCCAGCCACACAGCCGCCUCGCUUCUCUGCCACCUGAGUCCCUCCCAUCUGCUGUCCCUGGGCUCCAGCCCACUCUUUCUCAGGGCCAGCCCUGCUCCCUCUUCACCUGCCAGACCCCACACUCGGGACUUUGUAGUCACGUGCACAUCUUUCUUGACUCCUGCCCUCUGCUCUCUGCCUCCUCCCAGGAAGCUGGGACCCCUGCAAGGUUCUCAUCACACCCGGUAACUUCCCCCUCCUUCAGCAGGCAGACAGAAGCUCCUGGGGGAGGGUCACCCCAGCGACCUCUGCAGGCUGGCUUUGUCUCCCUGGGCACACCCUUCAUCGCCCCUGCCACUGGUCCUACUUAGACCCUGGGCAACGUCUCCGUCCACGUGGAGUGUCUGAAUGGGUACGGAGAAGGCUCCAGAGGCACACGGGUGGGAGACACUCCCGGGCCACUCAUGUCUCUGACCUGCGGUACCUUGGUCUGGUUCUCCCCGCCUUGAGGCCUGGCUUUGCAGCUCUCCUACGACCAGGCCAGUAGUAAAACCUUUCCCCAUAGGGACAAAUCAGCAGAUGGCUCCCGUGCCCACCCAUGGACUUUCUGAUGCUUCUGGCCAUAGGGUGGGAAAGCUUCCCCUUGCGCCUCCUGAGCACCGUAUAGCCUGUAGCUUGCUCUACAGCUGCAGGAGAACUGGAGACGCGCGCGAUGCCACUUAGGGUCAGUGACCAUUUAGUACUGCCACGCCACCCCGGCUGGAUCGGCUUGGCUGCGGGUCUGGGAAGGUCUGCAUCUGAGCACGAAGCGGUGCGGGCCCACCCUGCGCGGGCCUCUGCGCUCCCUGCGCUCGUGGCGCUGACCCGUUCCAUGCGCACUCACUGCCCCGCCCCGCGUGGCCCCGCCCUCGCCGGGCGCCGGUUCCAGCACGGAUAUAAAGCGAGGAGGCUCACGGCUCAACCUCGACGCCGCUGCUGCCGCCACCGCCGCCGUCUGCGUCCAGAUGGCCAGGCGCGCGAAGCUGGUGGCCGGCGCCCUGCUUCUUUGCCUGCUGCUGGGGCCUCCCGGCCUCGCGUGGUACAAGCCGUCGGCCGGCCCCCGCCACUACUCGGUGGGCCGUGCUGCAGGGCUGCUGUCAGGCUUCCGCGGGGUACCGUCUGCGCGGCGCUCAGAGCCCGUUGUUGGUUCGGGAUCCCCACGCGGAGCUGGUGCCUCCGGGGAGAUGCGUCCCGGCUUGCGAACCCUUGCCAGCGCACGCGGGUGGCCCCCCACGACCAUAUGCAUCCAGGGCGUCGCCCCGCACCUGCAGAACUGCGAGCGGCUGCCUGACGACCGCGGGACCCUGCAGUGCACCGCGGAUGUCUUCCUGUCGCUGCGCGCCACCGACUGCCGCCCCGCCUGAGCCUCGGACCUGAAGCCUGACCCCGCCUGGCCCCGGUGGGUCCCCCCCCGACGCCCACUGGCCCAAGCCCGGACCCCCAGCCCCGCCGCGGGGAUGGCACCCCGAACCCUCCUACCCGACCCAGCCCUCAGUAAUGGUUAAAUGGAUAAAGGAGAAGCAGA